Molecule: messenger RNA, 6940 nt
Organism: Erpetoichthys calabaricus (reedfish)
Lineage: Eukaryota; Metazoa; Chordata; Cladistia; Polypteriformes; Polypteridae
Gene: ppm1j
Product: protein phosphatase, Mg2+/Mn2+ dependent, 1J
Exons: 10
Coding region: 236-1720 (494 amino acids)
Biological process (GO): protein dephosphorylation
Molecular function (GO): protein serine/threonine phosphatase activity
Source: RefSeq, a predicted model, not a curated record
CGUAUUACGCCGGGAUGUACGUCCACUAAUGAGGUUGCUGUCGUCCUGUUUUAUCCGAGUCGCAAGACUUCGGUGAAAACUGCGUCGUCCGUGCUGCAAGGUGCACCGCCGUCCUUCCUGAACUCACAUGCAGCUAUGAGACGUCACGCGGGGUCAGGAUUGCACCGCUUCCUGCAUCGCAUCGCAUUACAUCGCAGCUACAGCUCAGCGUCCAGGGCGCCGCCGCGGACUAAGGAUGUUCAGCAAAGUGAAAAGCGCCGUGUCCACUCUGGUGGGAGGAAUCCUCCCUAACAGCCACCACCAUCACCACCAGCCGCAGGAGGAGCUGCACGGUCCCAGCUCUGGCCGCGACGGACUGCCCCCCCGGUACCCCUACAGCCGGCCCGACUUUCUGGACUUGAGCGCCGAGAUGAUGCAGUACUCGGCGGACCACACGACCAGAGCCAUUGUGACCGCGGCGGAGGAGCGGCGGCUACCGUGGAACGCAGGAUAUGCUGAAGUAGUAAAUGCGGGGAAGAGCAUGUUCAACGAAGAUCAGGCAUCCUGCGAGAUUGUGUUUGUGGAGAGGAGAAAUGCAACAGAUGUAGCAGAGAAAGAUGAAGAAUGUGCUGAGUGCCCUGGAGUCUCAUUUCACUAUUGGGCACUGUUUGAUGGUCAUGCGGGACCGGGGGCAGCUAUCAUGGCUUCCAAGCUCCUCCACCUCCAUAUCUGUGACCACCUGAGGGACAUUGUGGAUCUUCUGUUGAACCCAUCAGUGACACCCUCCAUCUGCCUUCAUGGAGAUACUAAACCCGAAGAGUGCCAUGGGUGUGAGGCACAAGAGGAGGACAUAGACCAUUCCUGCAGUCCUACAACACGGUUUCACAUGGAAAAGGCAGUUUCUCUUGAAAGCCUUGUGAUAGGAGCUAUUGAAAAUGCCUAUACGCAGAUGGAUGAGCAAAUUGAGCGAGAGAGAACGUCUUACAGCAUUGCUGGAGGCUGCUGUGCAUUGGCUGUGUUGUGCUUGAAUAACAAACUCUACGUGGCCAAUGCUGGGGACAGCAGAGCAAUCAUCGUACGCCACAAUGAAAUUAUUCCAGUGUCCAGUGAAUUUACACCUGAAACAGAGAGGCAACGACUGCAGUAUUUAGGAUUUCUAAAGCCAGAACUCCUUGGAAAUGAGUUUACACACAUUGAGUUUCCCCGAAGAAUCCAGCACAAGGAGGUCGGGAAGAAGAUGCUUUAUAGGGACCACACCAUGACUGGCUGGGCAUAUAAGACGAUCCAAGAAGAUGAUCUGAAAUUUCCGUUAAUAUAUGGAGAAGGCAAAAAAGCUCGGGUGAUGGCAACAAUAGGGGUGACCCGUGGCUUAGGUGACCAUGACCUAAAGGUGUACAGUUCCAACAUUUAUAUCAAACCUUUCCUGUCUUGUUACCCAGAGGUUAAAGUGUAUGACCUCUCCCAGUAUGAACAUGGGCCAGAUGAUGUCCUUAUAAUUGGCACAGACGGCCUGUGGGACGUCACGACAAAUAGAGAGGUGGCAGACACCAUUACUGCCUUUUUGUCACAGCAGGAGUACAACAACUCUUACAGGUACACACUAGCAGCACAGGAGCUGGUGAUGAAAUCUCGAGGUGUAUUAAAAGAACGUGGCUGGAGGCUAGCCAAUGACAAACUGGCAUCUGGAGAUGACAUCACGGCAUUCGUUAUUCCGCUGGACUGGCAGAACCAAAAGACUUGAAUUGGGAGGGAAGGAAGGGUGAAACAAAAUGGUUUGUAAUGGGAUGGCCCCUUUUGUCUUGACCCAGCCAUUGGUGAUGCAGGUUUCUUAUUCUAAAUGUCAAGGUGCUCCUGCUCAAGCUUGUAAUAUCUUUGAGUGUUUCCCACUAAACUUUAAUACCAUUUCCUUCCUUCAGGGUAACGUUUCCACUUAGGAGACUGUGAUGAUAGAUAAGAAUGGAUUUGAAGGUGGAAGGUUAAGCUGGUGAGUGGCACAGACUCUUGGAAUAUCAGGAUUUCUUAAUUUACUACUUAGUCCACAUACUGUCUCAAUGUGGGCAUCAUCUUUGCCUGGCUUAAUGAUUCCUCCAAUCCAUCAGUCCCUACCUACCCAUUCCAGGUGGCCAUAAGUGCCCUUUGUCUGAAACAAAAUGUGAAAUAUGCAGUCAGAGGUUAAAGUGACCGUCUCCAGUAGUGGAUCACAGAGACUGACACCUCUCCUAGUUUGUUUUUGCAGUUGAAUGUAUUUUAUUUAUUUGCAGUGAGUGCACAGUGUUACCUACCAGACUCGAGGAAAAUGGGGGGAUAUCGUCUCAGUUUUUCUAAUAAAAUUUACACUGCAAGAUCCAACAACUUAAAACAAUGUAAACUCUGAACAUUCUUAUUUUUGUGUAUUUACACUAGUUUUUUUUUUUUUUUUUUUAACAAAUAAGAGAAGUACGAAGUUCAGUAACAAAAAUAAGGAACUGAAAAAAGUGACUUGCUGGAUACAGACUUCAGCGGGAAGGUAUCAUGUAAGCCAUGCCAAGGAAAAAAAAUAUGAAACUGGGAGGGCAGUCUAGAAAGACUUUUUUGUUUUAUAUCUUUAUAUGACUCGACUUGUGUAACACUUUGUGGUGCAUCUCAAGCAGCUCUAACAAGCUUAGAGUUUUGUGAGUUGUUGAACAUUUUAAAUACUCUGGGCGUCAGACUGCAGCAUCUUCAGCACCUAAAUAUGUGAUGGUGGUCUCUAAGAAGAUGAUACGUUAUGUACUGAACACAUGUAUCCCUUGAUGAUCUUUCUAAUUCUGCCACACAAUUCACUUUCUCUGUGAGCAGGAGGUUGGCUCAGUGAUAUAAAUGUGUAGGUGAAAGCAAAAGUAAAGAAAAGAAGAUCCAGGCCAUAGUCGCAACCCACGAAUCAGGAAGUGCAAGUAAAUAAGAAUGAAAAAUUUAAGACACACUUCCAGUUACACACUUUACAGGCUGCAGCUUUGAGGAUUUAAUUAAAACUUCUUGGUUAACAUUUGAAUCUUUUUGCUUGUCAGUAGACACAAAAAUAGUCAUCAGCUGUAGCAAUGGGCAGCUUCCUUUUUUUUUAAUAAGUUACUAAUAUGUUUUCAGUAUUGCUUUGUGGUAGAUUUGAUUCAGUCUCUGCAGUUAAAAGGUGUGUGACAUACUAUAGCUGUAAAGUCAAAUGUUGCAUCAUAACUUGUUUGAAAUCUAUCAUUAUUAAUGUUGUUCGGGUCAUAACAGUCAGCAUGUCCAUAAAUAACACCGUUUGUAAUUGUUUCCACUUUAAUAAAUUAAAAUUAAUGAACAUAUUUCAAACAGAGCUUUCACUGUUUUGGAUUGCUACAUACACAUUAGUUUUAAAUCUUGCAUUGCUAGAUGUAGGACUUGAUUUUGCUUUGCUGUUUCCCAUUCAGUCUUGAUUUACACCCUGUCACAUUAAAGGGGUUUCCUAAAUGGGCAGAUUGAAUUUGUUUAUUUUUACUUAUACAGACUCUCCUUACUUUGUUUCCUUGUAAUUUAUCAAAUUCUAAGUGAUCUUAUAUUUUAUUUUUACUUUAAUGGAAUAUUCCACCUAAAAAUGAUUUUUGUAUAUUUUACUUACACUGUUUGGUUUGAAGUGAUGACUGAGAAAAAAUUUUUAAUCUCCCAUUUUCAUACAGAACAAAUAUAAAAAGUAUAUGAUAUUAUGCAAUCCAAUGGUAACCUGUGCAGUACAGUGACAAAUGAUAUCAAAAAUGCCCAUGGAAAAAGAAAUUUCACGUUACUCCUGUUAUAUAAUCCAUGUGUCAGUUAUCCAGUCACAUGCAUCUUUUGCUAAAAUACUGUUAAAGAAAUUAUUUUGGAAAAAUCAGUACACAUCAUAAAUGGGAAAUGUAAGUUACAUGGGACUGACUCUGUGAAUUGAAGACAGGACUUUUGACCAAUGAAUGAGGGCGAGAGGCGAAUCUUUAAUUGAAAAACUCUGUCCCAUGUGACAUGCGUUUCCUGUUCAUGAUGUGCGCUGCUUUUUUUCUGGAUGCAAAUGACUGAAUAACUAACAACUUGCAACACAAGUAACAUUUUAUUUUCCAUGGAAAUUUUUCAGAUUGUUUGCCAUUGUACAGCUUUGGCCACCAGUGGCUUGUAUUGUAUCAUAAACCUUUUUUUUUUAUCUUUGUUCUCUCAUGAAAUUCAAUUUUGUUUUUCCAUCGUCACUACUAAACACAUGGGGUAAGUAACAUAUAAAAAUGUAUCAUUUUUGUGUGGAGUAUUCCCUUAAAUUGUUCUCUGGUCUACUCGGUAGAAGACUCUAGUGAUGUGAAGAGUUAAAUAAAAUAAUGAUUGACCAAAUAAGAAGUGUUGCUGUGAUGCAGCAGGUAGGACUGCAAACUCACCUCACUUCACUUCUGGCUGCAGUGCCUUUUGGGUGGAGUUUGUAUGUUCUCCCCAUGUUCAAUUAGUUUUCCUUUCAUUUAGCCCAGUUUCUACCCAGUCGCCAUUAGGCUGAUUUAAAAACUGACAAAUAUGAUCAGUAAUCAUGAGUAUGUCCUGUGAUGGGCUGGCAUCCCAUCUAUUGUACAGUACUUUAUCCUUGUGCUUUCCAGUGUCAGUUUAGGCCCCAGCAUCCCCUAACACUCAAAUUCAGGAAAUGUCAGGUCAGCAGUAAUCAUUUGAUAUGAUCUGAACAGUCUGAGAAUCUGCUUAGUUGGAGAAGAUUCAAAAAGACAGGAUUUAGUUGAAACAUAAGAUAAAGUAGGUUAUUCAUCAUCGAGCAAAUAAAGCCAAGUAGGCCAAAUUACAUGAAAUUCAGUUUUUAAUUUUGCUUAUUUUUGCAUAGGACUCUUCACUAAGUGUAGGCUCAGAGUGUUGUAACAAAUUCACAGGUAAAAUGCAAUUACAACUUUACAAAUGACUGAUUACAUAAUGCGUGCGCAUACAGAUGCAGAUUUGUUUAAACACACAGUGAAACAAAGCAGUUCCCAAUCAAUUAACAUAAACAGAAGUUAGCGAUAUCUGUCCGUUAACAUUACUGUUCAAACAGAUUUAUUAUAAAAACAAUAACAAAUGACAGUAGAAUUUUAAUAAAGUAGAUUAAUAAAGUAUCUAUCUAGAAAAUAAUAAACUCACCGGCCUCUCUAGGUCUAACUAAACCGUCUCCCCCGUUGGGUAACUACCUCGGCUCUUCUUCCUGCUAGCUCAAUCUGCGCUUUUUCUGAAUUUUCAUCCUCCCACCUGACUGUUGACCAGAAGAGCCUCUUGAACCCCAACUGGUAAAACACCUCCUGGGUCACAACAGCAACAUAAAGGGUCACUCGAGCCCAGCUUACUUGUUAAUCAUAUGAGGUGACAGGUUGAGGCAGAAGGCUCCGUUAUUUUAUCCACAGCCUCCUGUCUAUCUGGGGGAUUUUUGAACUUUUACCCUUAAACCGUAACUACUAAACUACUCCAUUGUGAUGUCUGUCAGGGUCACCGCAAAGAUCCCACCGACUCCUUCCUGGCAUCUCUUUACUUUGGCCUCAUUUGCGUUUCCUGCUUUAAAGCAUUGAGUGUUGUCUUUUUAGCUGCUGUGCCCUUUAAACUGGCAAGUGAGAAGAGGUGGAAGCCAGCAGUUCAAAAUGAUUUGUUAGCAGUAAAGAUAUCAAGCUUGGUUUAGUGUUAACGAGACGAAAAGUUGAACUACUCUUGUGUUCAAUUUUAUUGUUACGAUGUGCCUAGUAGCAUAUUUUACAGUAAUUGGUUUUAAUGGCAGAGGCUGAAUGUUACAAGAGGCUGUUUCUAAACUUUCAUUUUGCACCACUGAGUUUGGUGUCAAAGGGAAUGGGUUUAUCUGUCAUCUGCUUUUGUGAGUGGUACCUCACAGCUGUGAUCCGCACCCAGACAGGCUGUACAUCCUUAAGUCCGUCUAUUCAGUCAUCACAUGUGGUCCACACUGUGACCCUACGCAGGUCAUUUAAGCCAUAUUUGCUCCAAUUGUAAAAAUCUGUUAAGUAAGCAGAUGUAUCGCGUCCUGAUCCACUUGUGUAAAGGCAUUGGCCGGCCACACCAUACUUAUAAUCUUGUGCCUGCCAUAAUGUCACUAGAAUGGACUUAGAAGUAAGGGCAAAGGGUUCAGAGAAAAAAAUAUGUACUAAAAUGAAACAUUUCUUAUUUAACCAAUUUCUUACGUAUAUAUAGAGUACAUAUAGAUAUAUAUAGAUGUAUGAGUACAUGUAUACAUGUAUGUACUCAUUUUAGCAAUGAGGAACAAGAUGUCAGGUUUAAUAAGAGUAAUCCAAUACAGUACAUCAGAGUAGGGACAGAAAACCAACAGCCACUGUGGCCCUCCAGGAUACAGGCUUGACCUCCCUUCUGUGAUACAGUAAAACAAAUUCAUCUGCCUGUGCCUUUGCUUGAGCCAUAAUAAUAAUAAUAAGUCAGGCUUUGAUCGUUUGUACACCAUGCAGAUCGUUUAUUCAUCCAAAAAUAUCAGCUUUGGUUGUUUUUGAGUGAAGAGGCUCACCAGCCUACUCUGUUGUUCUGCCAGUCCUCAGUUGGGGUGUCAUUUUUCCUGUGGCCUGCCCCCUGCCCUCCCCCUCUCUGCCCAUGAAGCUUAUCCAGUGGCUCUGACUGUGGACUGCUGGGUAGAAUUUCCCAUCCUGCUCUUGCAAUUAGCUGUGCUGCUCAAACUGUUAGCACUUUGUACAUUUCUGCCUACUCGAAGAUGCAAUCUCCUACUCAAACUCAUGACCAUGGAGAGACUGGAGAGAGAAGAUGGAAGCCUUAAACUUGAAACUCUCAGCAAAGCGGGUACACUUUAUAUUAAGGUGUUGUUUGUAAAUAGAUUAUUAAAAGCUUAAAAUUGUGUGCUAGACUGUUCUAGAGCUUUUUAGAUGCACAAAAUGCAGUGUUUGUCCAGCUACUGUAACUCUUCUCUUGCACAGCCAUAAAGUUCUGCUUUGAAUAAUUACGUACUGUAUUUAAAAAAAUAAAAUACUUGUGUUUCAAUACA